GACGCAAUAAAGAAAAAAACCAGAAAUGAACUUUCGUUGUUGAAUUCUCUCGCAUUUUUCUAAGAAUACUUUGCUCGUAUUAUUCCAUAAUUCAAGUACAUCGGUGUGCGCAGACCUGGCCGGACGUCCCGAGCGUACUCAUCUUGAAUCUUGAACCUUAACAAAAAAAAAGAAAUCAAUUUUCACGAAUUUAAAGGUUUGUGUUCUGAUAUAUUUAGCUGCUUCUAGUCGGGGAAAAUUUGAGAGAUCUCCAGCGAAAAUGGCAGAGGCAAACCUGCAAGAGGCCCGCAUACACGGCCGGGAAAUUUUGGGCACCUUUUCGACGGACGAAAAUCGGAAAUAUUGCAACGAUAACCGAAAUCGACGUUUUUACAUCGAGCCCGACAACGAAACGGAUUUUGACUACACUAAAGGCUUCCAUAAAUACGUCGAUAUGGAAGAGGAUGCUCGAGUGACGUCACUGGAGAGUGUGUUGUCUUGGAUGCGAGAUCACCGGAACUUGUUAAUAGCAAAGGAUAUUUUAGACACAACAGCAUCACGACUUAACAUGGAUUUUGUCGGGCGACGUGGAACGUUUAAAAACCUAUUGGAAGCUGGCGGUAACCGUAAAACUGAUAUUCGGCUGGUAGUAACUCUAUACCGCGGUACCUACUACAUCUCCGAGUUUUCGGGUCUCUGGAAGACCAGCAAAAGACCCCAAACCAGAGAGGGACGUUUGAGAGCGGCUUCUUCAAAAUUGUUUCUUCAAUUUAUAACAAGCAAGGAUGGAUGCAAUCAAGACAUCACUGCUCCACUGAACGACAAUGCUUCAUAUUACGCUGUGAUGAUCGCCCUCUGCGGUGAACAUCGGAUGCUGUUCAGCUUUGAGGUGCAGGCAGAAUUGAAAGAUGAACUCACACCCCCUCCUUGGAAUUACAUCAAUGUACGCACAAACGGAGAACCUUCGAUAAACCCUAUGAAGGCUUUAAGAUGGUGGGCUCCAAACGUACUUGUCGAUAUUCCGGAGAUCGUAUGUGGGCUACGAGACGACAAACAUGGCAUUGUGCGAACUUUCCAGUAUAUCCAGACCAAUAAACUAUCCAUCGAAUAUACUCAGAGAAAGUGGGAAGCACAGGCUUGCUUCAGAACAAUGGAAUCUUUGCUGUCUCAGAUCAGAGAACUGGUACAAGAGGACAAUAUUAGCUCCGUCUAUCAUCUCCUGCUCGAACCAGUUGAUGAAAAAGGUCAGGACUUGGAUCAUCACCUACCAAGCCGUCGAUUUGUAUCCCGUGGCAAACGAACAGAUGAUUUUACGUUCAUUAAUGAAUCGCUUCUUCACUUAAUACUCGAAUCGGAUUGAACAGAAUAAAAAAAAAUACAGAGCUCUUUUAUGGAGAAUCAUAGUACACAUCUUGGGUCAACGUCUCUGUGGCCCGUAUUCUAAAGUUCGUAUAACUUAGACAAUGGACUAUGUGUAAAGAUUAAGGGAAACCGAAAAUAUCAAAUUUCUGUUAACAUGUAUAUUAUGCUUUUUUACUGUGCUAUAAUGGUGAAUAAAACUAAUUUAUUCAGCAAUUAUUUUCAGACGAUUUGAAUGAUCUGUGCAACAGAUAAGCUGAAGAAAACCCCAACCUGUCCUGUUGAAUAUUUGUGUCACAAUUGGGUAUCUAAACGGCAACUUUAGACCAGAGCUUAAAUCAUACCAAAGUUAAGAAAACGGGCCCAUGAGUUUCCAAAGAACUGGCAUGAUAUUAACCCAGCUUUCGCCUACUAAUGAAUCCUGCCAAGUCCCCAUUUACCUCACCUGGAUUGAGUUCAGCAGAGUUUGGAUAGAUAUCCCAUGCUAAGAACUAUCGAUCGGAUCCGAAUUACGACGAUCUUCAGGUUGAAAGGCGAGAGUCGGGAACCACGCCAUCACAGGAGACGAUGGGGGGGGGGGGGGGUGAGCUGCACCCCCCCCCCCACACACACACACACUCUCUUUUUCCAAAACCAUCUGAUUGUGAUUUUUUUGUGUCAGUCACCUGCCGACUUUCAAAACCGUUCCGCGGCUAUUGUUUCAGAGGCUGAAGCAAUUGACCUGCAGGCGUUGAUGAUAUGCAGCUUGUUUGACUACUUGACGAUGAAUAUAUAGCCUAGUCACGAAAUUAUAUCCAAGGAGCCUAUUUUGGUCCUUCGUCAAUUGCUCCAGUCUUAUUAGAAUGUUAUCAACCUUUGACAUUCACGUAAUUAGAAUACUCUUGAAAAGAAUAAUUAUAAUACCUGAAAAUUUUAAGCAGUUAAAAAUUCCAUUACUUGAACUAACUUUAAUAUGAUAUGUUUAUCCCAGAAACCAUAAAAGCUAAUGGCUUGUUUAAACUUCUUGCAUCGAUUCAGGGGGUGAGAGCUUUUCUGUUUUAAUACUGCAAUAACUGCGUCUGGCUCGCGGACUUCUCAAAUAACUUCGCCCGACCUUUUACAUCUUCAUAAAUUUAGUUCGAAAAAUUGUGAAAGGGCAUUUAUUUCAUUGAGCUACGUACCGUUUGGAAGUCAAUUAGCUCAGCUGAGACAUCGCUUAUACGUCACAUCCAAGCGGUAAGCAACAUGAAUUUGUCAUUUAUCUCUAAAGUAAAAAACAAAAAUACAGGGAAAGAGUUGCCCGCCCCCACACAUACACAAUAAAUUUGUGAAUAUACCUACGAUUAAGUUAUUUGGGAGGGAGAUUACGAACACUAAAAUCUACUGAUAUUUCCUUGUUUUUUGCUCUGAUGGAAUUUAAUCAUAAAACGGAAUGACUUUUCUUAAAAACAAAUUCCAUUUUUGUAUAAUUGUCACAAUUUUUUUAUUAUAGGACUUAGAAAUGUUAUUUGUGCUGUAACAUGUCAAUGCUGUCCCUGUCGUGGAGACAGAAUUAGUAUAUUUUUACUACACUCUCUGGAAUGAGAUAUUAUUCAAUUUUUAGCAAUUUGCGCUGAUUGCAAAAUAUGAAAUGCGUAAUAUAGGUAUUGUUAUAAUGUGUAAAUGUAUUAUAAAGUGUGCGUGUUAUUGUUAUAAUGAACAUGUAUUGCUAUAAAGUGUUAGUCCUAUUUUCAUAAUGUACGAGUAUUUUUACAAUGUGCGAAUAUAAAUAUUCAUCACGAUCAAAUUAUGACUUCAUAGUCCUAAUGUUUCUUUUGAAUGUUGAAUGUCCCUUCCCAAUUUAUUUGUAUUGGAGAACCGCAAUACAUCCUUUUUGGGCCAUUAUUAUUUUUUUAAUUACUUGCAACAUAAGUUUUUUCAAGAUGAUGCAAUAAUCGUAAGGUACAUAUGAAGAAUUCAAAAGCCGCACAUUUUUAAUGAAUUCAUUUUUUUUGGGGGGGGGAACAAAACAUGUUGUAUGGUAUUUUAGCCUAAAACUAGGAAUUUUUCUUUUGAACUGAUAAACAUUUGUAUUCGACAUUACGAAAAAUUUCUGAAGUUUCCCUCUGAUAAUGAAAAUGCGUUCGCAUAAAUAAUAAACUUGAUAUUUAAUUCAAAAUUGCAUAUACAAUUGCUUUAUCUUAAAAACUAUAUAAAUCCAUUGGUGCAAUUAACGGUCUACAAAUCUGUUGAUUUAAAUAUAUCUUUGAUGGCAUGUAGUAUUAAAGAAUAGUCGUGCAAUUUUUAAAUCACUCUAAGAUAGUUCGGGGCAACAUUACAAUAUUUCCUCUGAAUCGCUUUUUUUUUUUUGCAGAAUAAAAACAAUUAUCAAAAAUUAUCUCAUACCUG
Messenger RNA from Lytechinus pictus (painted urchin), 3705 nucleotides. RefSeq names its product decapping and exoribonuclease protein-like. Gene Ontology annotation, molecular function: mRNA 5'-diphosphatase activity. Gene Ontology annotation, cellular component: cytosol; nucleus. Gene Ontology annotation, biological process: nuclear-transcribed mRNA catabolic process; NAD-cap decapping. Bases 260 to 1339 code for a protein of 359 amino acids. The transcript has 7 exons. The record is from RefSeq and is a predicted model, not a curated record. Lineage: Eukaryota; Metazoa; Echinodermata; Echinoidea; Temnopleuroida; Toxopneustidae.